AUGUCAUUAGGAGCAGAUUUUUCAGGUUUAAUGGACAGAAAUUGCCCUUCGGAACUGCCUGACGGAUAUCGUGAGGUAGCCAACAGGUACCAAAAUGAAGAGUCGGAGGCUUGGAUCGGUGAAUGGAUGGAAUCGAGGAAGAUUCGCGACCAGCUGGUGAUCGCUACAAAGUUUACAAGCGAUUACAAGGCUUAUGAAGUUGGCAAGGGUAGGAGUGCGAAUUUUGGUGGAAACAAUAGGCGCAGUCUGCACGUAAGUGUCCGCGACUCCUUGAAGAAGCUGAAAACCGACUGGAUCGAUAUCUUGUAUGUCCACUGGUGGGACCAUAUGACUUCGAUAGAGGAGUUGAUGGAUAGCUUGCACGUUCUGGUGCAGCAGGGUAAAGUUUUGUACCUAGGAGCUUCUGACACACCAGCAUGGGUCGUGUCCGCCGCCAACUACUAUGCUGUGUCGCAUGGUAAGACGCCCUUCAGUGUUUAUCAGGGAAGAUGGAAUGUGAUGCUCAGAGAUUUCGAAAGAGAGAUCCUCCCAAUGGCCAGGCAUUUUGGUAUGGCGCUUGUGCCCUGGGAUGUUCUUGGUGGGGGAAGGUUCCAGACCAAAGAAUCUAUCGAGAAGCGUAAAGAUCGUGGAGAGAAAUUGCGGUCGUUUGUUCAGCCUCCUGAGCAGACUGAGCAGGAAGUGAAGAUCAGUUCCGCUUUGGAAAAGGUUGCCAAAGAGCAUGGCACACAUUCCAUCACAGCAAUUGUACUUGCAUAUGUCAGGUCCAAGGGAACCAACGUCUUCCCGCUUGUGGGAGGCAGAAAGGUUGAGCAUUUGAAGGACAACAUUGCCGCUUUGUCGAUCAAAUUGGCUCCAGAACAAGUCAGUCACCUCGAGAGCGUUGUUCCUUUUGAUAUAGUGUACCCAGUAUUUUGUCUUCAAUUCAUCUCUCUCGAGAAAUCUUCCCUUUCGUGUUGGUUGUUCGUAUAUGCUGAACUUUGA
Messenger RNA from Torulaspora globosa, 981 nucleotides. RefSeq lists its product as uncharacterized. The coding region runs from base 1 to 981 and encodes 326 amino acids. Lineage: Eukaryota; Fungi; Ascomycota; Saccharomycetes; Saccharomycetales; Saccharomycetaceae. The transcript has a single exon. The record is from RefSeq and is a predicted model, not a curated record.